AUGGCGACGCGGCGCUGUCGAGCCGCUCCUGGGCACGGCGCCGCUAUAAAUAGGGAUGGCUCAGCGGGCAGCUCCAGUCGCCGCUUGUUCCGUGGUGGUUGUUGUUGCGAGAGGCGUUUGUGUGUGCAGCGAUGCCCGAGCCGGCCAAGUCCGCCCCCGCGCCCAAGAAGGGCUCCAAGAAAGCCGUCACCAAGACGCAGAAGAAGGGCGACAAGAAACGGCGUAAGAGCCGCAAGGAGAGCUACUCGAUCUACGUGUACAAGGUGCUGAAGCAGGUGCACCCGGACACGGGCAUCUCGUCCAAGGCCAUGGGCAUCAUGAACUCCUUCGUCAACGACAUCUUCGAGCGCAUCGCCGGCGAGGCCUCUCGCCUGGCGCACUACAACAAGCGCUCCACCAUCACGUCGCGGGAGAUCCAGACGGCCGUGCGGCUGCUGCUGCCCGGCGAGCUGGCCAAGCACGCCGUCUCCGAGGGCACCAAGGCUGUCACCAAGUACACCAGCUCCAAGUAGAGCGUCUCGGAUCGUCUGUUUUUAACCCAAAGGCUCUUUUAAGAGCCACCCAUCUUCUCAGUAAAAGAGCUGAAAUUUCU
Messenger RNA from Apus apus (common swift), 592 nucleotides. Its product is annotated as histone H2B 5. Lineage: Eukaryota; Metazoa; Chordata; Aves; Apodiformes; Apodidae. The record is from RefSeq and is a predicted model, not a curated record. Gene Ontology annotation, cellular component: nucleosome. Gene Ontology annotation, molecular function: structural constituent of chromatin; DNA binding; protein heterodimerization activity. The coding region runs from base 132 to 512 and encodes 126 amino acids. The transcript has a single exon.